Schistocerca cancellata (South American locust) is the source of this 4149-nucleotide messenger RNA. RefSeq names its product cytoplasmic tRNA 2-thiolation protein 2-A (gene Ctu2). Gene Ontology annotation, molecular function: sulfurtransferase activity; tRNA binding. The record is from RefSeq and is a predicted model, not a curated record. Bases 206 to 1630 code for a protein of 474 amino acids. The transcript is spliced from 9 exons. Gene Ontology annotation, biological process: tRNA wobble position uridine thiolation. Gene Ontology annotation, cellular component: cytosol. NCBI's taxonomy places the organism in Eukaryota, Metazoa, Arthropoda, Insecta, Orthoptera, Acrididae.
UGCAAUUACCGAUCAAAGUGCAACAUCUUCAUCGGUGAUUAUCCGAGGCAGCUAGGUUAUGAUAUAUGUUGUGUUUACAUGUUGAAUGUGUAGAUUUGCGUGGUGCAAAUAAAAAGUUAAUGUUGUUUGUAUACGUGUUGUCAAGUGUAUUAACAUUUACUUUUGACCGCGUGUUAAGUGUACCUCGAAGGUGUUUUGUUUGACAAUGUGCACUGUGGGUGAUGAAGAUGUGGGAGAGAAUUCUUACAUGCAGCCGAAGACCAAAUCACCUGUCAGUAACAUCUGUAGAAAAUGUAAUGAAAAUCGUGCAGAGGUAGUUCUUCGAAAGAAACAUCCCUAUUGCAGACUCUGUUUUGUGCAAGCAGCAACUCAUAAAUUCAGAGCAACUCUUGGGAAAUCAAAGAUCAUUAGAGCAGGUGAUAAUGUAAUGAUAGCUUUUUCUGGCAGUGAAGCUUCAGCUGCACUUGUUCAUUUGGUGUCAGUUGGCUUAAAUGAAGGAAAUCACAAACGACUCUGUUUUAAUCCCAUUAUUUUGUAUGUCGAUGAGGGCUGCAUAUUAGGUCUAUCACGGGAUGAACGAAAAAAUAUAUCUGAUGCUAUCAACAGAAGUUUGGACACAUAUAGGUUACCUACAUAUAUGACUUCUUUGGAAGCAUUUUUUAAUACUCAAGAACUGAAUUGCUGUAAACUUGGUACAGAAAUGUCACUUUCUGUUGAGAAUGAAGAAAGACUCCAUAAGUUGUUCAAUCAAGUAAAAAGUUUAACUUCAAAAGAAGAGCUUUUGAAAAUUUUAAGAUUUAAGAUACUCCGUAGAGCAGCAAAGUCUUUGAACUGCUCAAAAAUAUUCGUUGCAGAUACUGCAACAGGAUUAGCCACAACUUUAUUGACCAAUGUGUCGUUGGGGAGAGGUGUUCAUUUACCUCUUGAUGUUGGAUUUUGCGAUGAUACUGAUAACAAUCUGUUAAUACUUCGCCCCAUGCGUGAUUUCAUGAAGAAGGAAAUUAUCUUUUACAAUGUUUUCAACAAAGUCAGUGGAGUUCAUAUACCAUCAAUUGUUACAAAGGUUAGCUCCAACCAGAGCAUUCAGAAGCUAACUGAAAAAUUUGUAAUGGAGCUUCAGCAGGACUAUCCAUCUACUGCAUCUGUAGUGUUUCGUACUGGAGAAAAGCUUAGUAUGCCAAGGGACAUCAAGCUUUCAAAUGAGACGUGUUCCCUCUGUGAGGCACCACUAGAUGACAGAAAUAUGAAAUCAUCUUCUCUUCAAGCUACUGAAUUUUCACGUCUAGCUUCCCAUCUAGGACCUUCAGGAUUCAGUGCUGACAGCAUUAUGAGUGACUCUUAUUCAGUGAAAAACAAUUUCCCAAGUGAAAUAAAAGAAGAAUGUCAGUUAGAAAGUGCCGAUAAAGUGGACUGCAGUUCGUUCACAGAUGGUUGUGAUUGUCAGCAAAAGUGUAGUCCUGACAUGAAAAUAUGUAUUUCUGAUGCUGAAAAAUGCUUUUGCUAUAGCUGUCGAAUUAUUUUGAAAGAACUAGGCUCUGUAGAGGUUCUACCACAAGAAGUCCAAACUAAGAUCCGAAAUCAGCUUAGUUUCAGAAAUAUGAGAAAGGAAAUUGCAGAUUUUUUAUUAUGACACAGAGUUUUAUAUAGCUUUUAUUCAUCUCUGUUAUACUUCUGUGAAUAAAACCAAGGCACAAAGUCAUUUGUCACUUGUGCUGUAUACAGUUAGUGGUGAUGAUGGAUUCUAUCAUUGCUUUCAUAGUUUCUAUAGCAUGCUGUGUUUGCUAACUGAGCUAUAUACUAUUCACAUGGGAAAAUACCUUUAGUGCUAGGAAGGCAGAAGAGAAGCUCCAGUAACUUGAGUAAAUUUGAGAGCGAGGCACAUUUUUGAGUUGGCAAAGUGUUAUUAGCAGUCCAUUCACUGAUUUGCUCAUCAGUUACGAACUGUUUGACAAAGGCAUACUCAUCAUAUAUUUCAAUUUCUGCAAACUGAACACGUGGGACAGUUUUGAUCACUAGAGAAGUUCUUUCAAAUGAUCCCAUAAAUGUAUUUGAUUUACCGUAACCAACUGUAGGAUUCCAAGUUCUGGAAACGUUCUUCAGUCCACGUUUUUUAAGUAGGCUAGAGCAGUUAAGUAGAAAAAUAUUACUGCACUAUGAAAUCUUUUUACCUCUGCUAGAAACAGACUUACUAACAUAAUUAACCACUUUAGUAGAGUGACUGUCUAUACUUCAACAAUUUUCACUGCUUCAUGAAUCGGUGAAGCCUGGCUGUGAACAAAGUAUAACCAUCCUUCAGAAAAGAGGCUCUGAAAGCUUCAAAUGAACAGUGGGCAUUUCUUUUCAAAUUGGAAGUAUGAUUAUGAUGAUUAAACAUUUUAAUGACUGACUCAAUAGCAGGAAGUAGGGCUAACCACCUUUUUUUGGGCAUAACCCAAAUUUAUUGCAAAAUCUGUUUCCACAUAGCUACUCAAGUCCUUCAGAGUUUCAUCUCUCAAAGUGUAUGUUUUUUAAUACAGAAAUAUUUUGGAAAAUACCAUCUAUACACCUACUGGCAAAAUAUCAGUAGCUGCUUGAACAGUACUAUGCAAUAAAGUAGCAGCACACCCAACCCAUAUCAGUCCAUGACCGAGUUGCACUUGUAGUAUGAUAAAAAACAUUGUUCUGAGCUUCUUUUACAGCACCUCAAAAAUUGCAAUUAACAUUAUCUGCACACAGUCCAACAACUUUUUAUCCUAGACCAUUUUUUCUUAAUUUAAAGUUGCAGUAGACACUGCUGCAAAGAUUUUGUUUUAUGUUUGUCAUUUUGUAAGUGGAGUCGUAUAUAACGAUGUUCACUGUGACUUAUUGAGAAACUAAUGGGUGCCUGGGAAGCAGGGACGAAUUUGAAUUUUGCGCCAUUUCGUCAUAUGAGGUAGCCAUGGUUUUUUUCAUGUUUGUUAUCUGCCAUCCUUCUAAUUAGUAGCCUGAUAGCCUUUGUGUGGUGACCAUUGUUGCCUGAUGUUUAUUUUCGUCAUGGAGCAGAUGAUAACUGACCAACGUAUCUAAGUGAAAAAACGUUAUUACAAAAACAAUGAAAGUUCCAUGGCAGCUGUUUGUGAAUUGCUUGUGACACUUGGAUGUAAUGCUGCUGUAACCGAAUCAACAACUUGGAAGUUGAUCCGGAAGUUUGAGACCAUGGGGUCUGUUUCAAAUGUUAAGAAAACAGGAUGACUGCAUUUUGUUCGAACACAAGAAGACAUUGCUGUUGUGUGUGAUAACAUGACCUUAAGCCCCAGGAAAUCUGUUUGCUGACGAACUCAACAAUUGAAUUUAUCACCAAGUUUACUGUAUGAAAUCCUUUCAAAUGAUCUGAAAAUGCAUGCUUACAAUAUUUGACUUACACAAGAGUUGAAGCUUGCAGAUCACGGAAAGAAACAUCAAUUUGCUCAAGGGCCUUGGCUCAACAAGCAGAGAAUGAGAACUUCACAAAAAAAAUAAUUUUCUCAGAUGAGGCACACUUCCAUCUCAGUGGUAACGUCAAUAAGUAGAAGUGCAGAAUUUGGGGAAUCAAAAAUCUGCAAGUGACUGUGGAAGAUGAGAUGCAUCCACAAUGCAUGACUGUGUGCUGUAGGUUCUGGACAGGAGCAGUGAUCGGCCCGUACUUUUUAAUGAUGAGGGAGUUGCCAUCACUGUGAAUAGUGACCAUUACCGAAACUUGCUUUGUGAUUGGUUUUUCUCUCUUAUUGAUGAAAAUGAAGAAUUUUGAUUUCAAUAAUAUGGUGUGACAUGUCACACAUCCUGUGAAACAAUUGCUCUGCUUAAUAAAAAGUUUCCUCAAAGAACUAUCCCUUUGCAACCAGGAAUGGCCUGACAGAUCAUGUGAUAUUACGCCUUGUUACUUUUUUUUGUGGGUUUUUAUGAAAUCAAUAGUGGACGUGAACAAACUGCUAACAAUACACCAAUUGAAGGAUGAAAUUAGAAGAGUUAUUAAUGGCAUCUCAUCAGAUGCUUGUUAAUGUGUCAUUGAGAACUUCAACAAUGAAUGCAUUGCUCAUUGCCGCACAGCCUUGGUGGUCAUAUUGAGAAUAUAAUUUUUCAUACAUAAAUGAGAGUAGUUACUUAAUGUGUUUGUAAAAAAAAUUACAUUUUCAAUAAAUUUUGUAUGUUGUA